CCCUAAAACCAAUGCCGCCGAUGGCAACACCCGCCCUACCGGGGGCUCGCCGACGCGGCCUCAUCUUCUGGAUCAUGGCCAUCAUACUAACCCUAAUCUUCCUCGGAGGCCUAGUCGUUCUGGUUGCCUGGCUCACAAUCAAGCCCAAGCGACUCGAUUACGUUAUCCUCGACGCGUCGGUCCAAAAAUAUAACCUCACCAACGAUAACCAUCUCUCGGCCACAUUCCAGUUCACCAUCCAAUCCCAUAACCCUAACCACAAAAUCUCGAUCUACUACGAAUCCCUCGAACUCUUCGUGAAAUUCAACGACCAUACGCUGUCUUUCGACACCAUCGAGCCGUUCCACCAGCCGAGGAAGAACGUGACGAAGAUGGAGGAUUCGGUCGUGGCGAAAAACGUGGCGAUCUCGCGGUCGGAUGCUCGAGAUUUGAGGGCUCAGACCAAGUUGGGGAGAAUAGAUGUGGAUGUGUACGUCAGGGCAAGGGUCCGGUUCAAUGUCGGGAUAUGGAAGUCAUCGCAUCGUACGGCUAAGAUCGAAUGUUCACCUGUUACGGUGAGCUUGUCGAAUGCCAAAUCCCGAAUAACUUAUUGCAAUACCAGUCUUUGAUUAUAGUCAGUUUGUAUACUUGUGUUCUUGCGUGUUUUUCUUUUUUUGUAAUAAGAUUUCAAUUGUACUGAAACCAUUUUGAUUGUUUU
Messenger RNA from Tarenaya hassleriana, 697 nucleotides. RefSeq lists its product as uncharacterized. The transcript has a single exon. The record is from RefSeq and is a predicted model, not a curated record. The coding region runs from base 12 to 608 and encodes 198 amino acids. NCBI's taxonomy places the organism in Eukaryota, Viridiplantae, Streptophyta, Magnoliopsida, Brassicales, Cleomaceae. Gene Ontology annotation, cellular component: plasma membrane.